Molecule: messenger RNA, 584 nt
Organism: Bursaphelenchus okinawaensis
Lineage: Eukaryota; Metazoa; Nematoda; Chromadorea; Rhabditida; Aphelenchoididae
Source: the annotation of a GenBank genome assembly
AUGGUUGAGGACAAUAUUGCCAACUGCCGCGAGAUCUUUGCGUAUUUCGAUACGAAAGGCGAUGAGAAGAUCGCGGUUAGCCAGGUCGGAGAUGUGCUCAGAGCUCUGGGACAGAACCCAACACAGAACGAGAUUUCAAAGUGUUGUGAACAUUGGGCGAAUGCAGGUAAAUAUUGUUUUUGUCUUGAUUUUAGGUAAUAAACGACGUAAAAGGUAACAAAGUCAUGACUCAUCAUUUUUUGAACAAUAUUAUUAGCUUUUUGAAAUAAAGUAAUAUUGAAAAACGCUUAAUUCAUUAAAACUAUGUUUUAGACACGAGAAUAACUUUUGAAGACUUCGUCCCCAUCUUCCAGACGGUCGGAAAGAACAGGUCGAACAUUCCUUUUGAAGAAUUCGUAGAAGGAUUGUCUCAUUUUGACAUGGAAGGUACUGGUACCAUCAAAGUAGCCGAGUUGAGACACUUGUUGACCACCUUGGGUGAGAGAUUGUCUGAUGAAGAAGUCGACCAGUUGAUCGCUGGUCAAGGCGAUCCCAAUGGCCAUAUCAACAUUGCCGACUUUGUGCGCACCGUCCUUCAAGCUUGA